UUCCAGGCUAAGAAAGUUCCAGGUUGCAUUGUACAGCUAGGUGACAGGGCAAUAGAUGUCACUCUGCACCGAGCUAUUGCUUCCCUGUCUUGGGGACAGACCAUAAGGUUCAUCUGGCAUUUGCUCACAUCAAACCAGACUAUAAGUCUGGAAGAAGUAGAAAAAUGUAAACAGAAGAAAAUGUUAGAAGACAUGUUGGAGGAGAUGGCUGAGGAGUUCCCAGCAUUGAAAAGAGUGUUUGUGGUAGAGAGAGACAUGUAUCUCUGUCAUUCCCUGCAAGUAGCUGCUUUGCAACCGCGUCGUGAGCCUUGCCGCAUUGUGGGCGUUGUCGGUAUCGGCCAUGUAGCAGGCAUCGUGGAACAUUGGGGCAAAAUCAAACCUCAAGACAUUCCUCCACUACUCCAGGUGCCGCCGCCGUCUCUGUCCACGCGUGUGAUUCGCGUCACUGUACGCGUGGCGUGCAUAGGCGCUCUGAUCUACGCUGGGUAUAAGUUCAGACCUCGACGCUGGUUCCCUUGAUAGCGAUACAAUGCAAUGUGGUGACCAUAAUAAUAUGACUGAGGAUUGGCUUGUGCGUUGGCUAACUAUAAUAAGAAGUUCAUUUUGUGAUGUUUGGUUCUUUAUAAGGUCUUGCAAUAAAAUUAAUAAUAAUUCUAUAAAUGCAAGUUGUUGUUAGAGAGAAUGUUAAUUAAGUUUACUGGAUUAUUCAAAUGGGCCAUGUUUGUUAGCAAACAAAUAUAUAUGUGAAAUAAAAUAUAUAAAUAAUAUUAUGAUUUAAAUAUCUAUGACAUUGUAUAUAAGGUGGUUUUUGCUUGUAAGCGCUGAUACAUAAAAAUACUUUAUUCAAUAGCUUUGCCUGAUUUUUAAGUGAUCACAGUCAUUUUAUAUUGACUCGACAGAAUUGAUUGGUUCGUCGGAUCAUCCGCAUUGUAAUAUCAUAAUACCUAUACUUACAAAUAAUGUUACAAGUAAAAUAAUUUGUUGUUUCUGGGUGAUUGGAUGUUCCGUUUGCACUAGACUUAAAUAUUAAGGAUCAGAUUGGGACCUUCGCCCAUAGAGUGGGCGAGUUACAUAAAAGCUCAAGAAUAAUAAUUGAUGAUUGUAAAAAUGCCUUUCAUUUAUCUAUAUACAAUAAUUAGGCUGUAGUAAUACAUGAUCAAUUACAAUGAAUUAUAUUUAGACGACUGAUUUAUUGAUCUACAUAACGCACAGCUUCCGCUUGCUCUAAGAUUUAAGACCCUCCACAAUAGCAUGUAUUAAAUUAAUGUAUGACAAUUAUUAUGUUUGAGUAUAUAACGGAAUAACCAAGGUUUAAAGUGCUUAAAAGUACUUAAUAGAAUUGAUAGUCACACGGUCCCAUUUCUUAGAUCUGAACCUUACAUGUACAGAAUUGAUUUUAUAAAAACAACUUUAGUAUAGUGUUUGACGAGUCUUAAUAUAAAGAUGCUGAUAAACUUGAGCAUUCAUUUGUAAUGAGCGUUUUGCACUGUUACAUUUCAGGAAAAUAACGAGUGUUUUAGCGAGCAAUCUAUCAAGCAUUCUGGUGAGUAUUCUAUCGAGUGUUCUAGCAAGCAUGCCACUAUCAAACGUUCUGGCGAACAUCGUAGCGAAGGACAGUAAAGCUAUAUCAAGGCGACGUUAGGAGAGCCGACCAUGAGCCGAAUACAAUUCGUCUAGUGUGAACCGACUACAAUCCUCGAAGCGAGCGCGCUGCGAGCAUUUCGUUCGUGCUCGGUUGCGCUCCGCUUGUUGUCGGUUUUUGACGAACGCAAAGGGAUUUGCUUUGUACUCGCAGUGGUCACUGCGCUCACUCACUGCGGAAAACUACUUUCGAGGAUAGUGAUCGUUGUAGGUUCAUUGUACGUCCACACUUGACGCCGUGAACGGUUCCACUUGUGCUUGGCUCGUGCUCGGUUCUCCUACUGUAGAGCUGCCUUUUGAGAAGAAUUUUCACGACGAGCAUCGACUAGAGCGCUCGCUAGAAUGCUCAUAAAAUGUUUGUAGCAAUUUUUGCUACGCUCGGCUCGUUGUUGAGUUCAAUAAAUUCAUAAACGCCGAAUGCUUAAUGUUCUGUUACGGUUGGAAUGCUCAGGUUUAUCAACACCGUGGGGUGUCCGUUGCAGAAUAUUGUGUUAUUAGAUAUUUUACUUACUUUUGUAAAAUACCAAUUUAUGACUUUUAAUUUAGUAAUGGCUGCAAUUAAGUUUGUCUUAAGAUUAAUAAAAUAAGACGUGAACUUGAUUUUAUUAGGAAUUUUGACUGAGCUAUGUUUUUAUAUUUUGUUGAUUAACAAUUUCUAACUCAAACUACUACAAAAAUAGCAAGGAUUUGAAAUGAGUCUUCCUGGGCUAUGUAUUUGGCAUUCCUAUGUACUUAUGUAUAAAAAAUGUUACGUUGCUACCGUGAAGGUAUCGAUUUCAAACCUUUCUAAUAAAAAAGUGUUCUAUGCGCGUUAGACCAAUUUUUAUGUAGUUAGUAUUGGUUCGAUAAAUAAAAAAGGACUGUGAUAGAAAAUUAUAAAUAAAUUUCCAUCCGUCUUAAAGAAUUAGACCGAUAUUUAUAUCAUAAUUUAUAUACCCAUCGUUAAAUUGAGUUCUUAAAACUAAAUAGUGCAUUAUAAUUUUAGAGGUUUCUUAUGAAACUUCUGCUUUGUAGCUCAGUAACAUGAAAAAUAUUGUUCACAUUACCUAUAUUGAAUAAAGGAAUAACCUAAAAUGAAAUCUUUUAUUUCC
Messenger RNA from Spodoptera litura, 2732 nucleotides. RefSeq names its product traB domain-containing protein-like. The record is from RefSeq and is a predicted model, not a curated record. NCBI's taxonomy places the organism in Eukaryota, Metazoa, Arthropoda, Insecta, Lepidoptera, Noctuidae.